Molecule: messenger RNA, 432 nt
Organism: Lactuca saligna
Lineage: Eukaryota; Viridiplantae; Streptophyta; Magnoliopsida; Asterales; Asteraceae
Source: the annotation of a GenBank genome assembly
AUGUUAAGAAUUUGGCGCAGUUUUUUAAAACUAAUCUACCUUCUUCUUUUCCCUAACCCACUUCAGCAAAGCUCUUUCCCAAUAAUUAUUUUCUCGUGCUACGAUUUGCAUCCUUACAGCCGGGUAUCGACUGGAGAAAAAGGGGUUAAUGGUGAAGAUGAUUGCCAAAAAUCGACUCCGCGACUGUCUAUUAGAAAUAACAAGGAUACUAGAUCGGAAAUAAAGCAUAAUAGAUGGAUUUCCCAGCUUUGUAGUCUUUGUAGGAUUGUUAUUCAAAGGAAAACCUGUGAUCAAAGUAUGAGUUUGGACCCGGUGAAGGAGCCGCUGCAGCUUUUCGCGGAGAUCAGAAAGAAACGAUGGAGACAAGUUGGAGGUGUUUUACCAAAUCUGAGACUUGAAGAAAACGAAACCAAAUCUCGUUGGAGCUUGUAA